AUGUUUGGGUGGAGACCUCGGAAAAAGAAGCUUCCUAAUGUUUUGUCAAUAGUUGAACUUAAGGUGCAUAUGGAUUGCGAAGGAUGUUAAGGAAGAAUUAGAAGGGCAAUCUCGAAAUUGAAUGGAGUUGAUAGCUUGGACAUAGACAUGGAUCAGCAGAAGGUGACAGUAAGAGGGUAUGUGGAGAAAGGGAAGGUGUUAAGGAUUGUGAGAAGAACUGGAAGAAGAGCAGAAUAUUGGCCAUUUCCUUAUGACAGUGAAUACUACCCUUAUGCCUCUCAAUACUUGGAUGAGUCAACUUUUUCUUCUACCUAUAACUACUACAGACAUGGUUACAAUGAGAGUGUUUAUGGCUACUUUCCUGAUCAAGCAUAUUCUACUGUUCAGGAUGAAACAGUCUUUCUCUUCAGUGAUGACAAUGUUCAUGCACCCUGUGCCAUCAUGUGAAUCAUUAUCUACCUGCCUCUGCUCAUAUAAUCACAACUAAUCAAGUUGUCUGAGUUUGA
This is a messenger RNA of Vigna umbellata (rice bean), 506 nucleotides long. RefSeq names its product Heavy metal transport/detoxification superfamily protein. The record is from RefSeq and is a predicted model, not a curated record. Gene Ontology annotation, molecular function: metal ion binding. Lineage: Eukaryota; Viridiplantae; Streptophyta; Magnoliopsida; Fabales; Fabaceae.